CCUAAAGAAACGUCUCUUAUUUUCGAAUUCUUGUUCAUUUUUCUCCUUUGGGUAUCCAUUUUCUUGAAAUUCUUGGUAAGUUUUCUCACUUGGGUUUUCUUUAAAAACCAGUCUUUUCCAUCUCUCAACCAAAGAUAUUGCUGUGAACUACUACAGAAGUGAAGAAGAUAUGGGUGUUGUUCAUACUCUGCAUUUUGUUUUUGGGAUAUUUGGAAAUGCCACUGCUCUAUUUCUGUUCGUGGCGCCAAUAAUCACAUUCAAAAGGAUUAUACAAAAAAAAUCCACUGAACAAUUCUCUGGCUUGCCUUAUGUUAUGACAUUACUCAACUGCCUGCUUUCUGCAUGGUAUGGCUUACCAUUUGUGUCACCAAACAAUCUAUUGGUGUCAACAAUCAAUGGGACUGGAGCUGCGAUUGAGGGCAUUUAUGUGGUGAUCUUCAUUGCAUUUGCACCAAAGAAAGAGAAGAAGAAAAUCUCCGCACUUCUGCUAUUAGUCCUUACUGUUUUUGCUGCUGUAGCCCUUGUUUCCAUGCUUGCUUUGCAUGGAAACAAAAGGAAGCUCUUCUGUGGUGUUGCUGCCACCAUCUUCUCUAUCAUUAUGUAUGGAUCUCCUUUAUCCAUCAUAAGACUAGUAAUCAAGACGAAGAGUGUGGAGUUCAUGCCAUUUUUCUUGUCACUCUUCGUGUUCUUAUGUGGCGCUUCCUGGUUUGCCUUUGGCCUGCUUGGCAAGGACCCCUUUGUUGCUAUUCCAAAUGGUUUUGGCUUUGGUUUAGGAACAGUUCAACUUAUCUUAUAUGCAAUCUACUGUGAGAAGAAGGGAUUUACUAAGAAAUCAACCCCUAAUGAGUCCUUGGAGAUUGGAAAUGGCAAGUCACACCAAGAGGAGAAGCAAUCUAGCAACAAGAAGAAGUUAAAGCUUGAGCAAGUUUAGGACAGGAUUGCAGUAGGAUGACUCUAAUUCUUGAAUGAUGUUCUGGAAUCUGUGUAUCUUUAGGUGCUAAUAUGCAUGUGAUUUGCUAUAAUGAUAUUUGACAUCUGUUUGUUCUGUUUGGUAUUGGACUAGCUCAUAUGUUUUAGAAAUUCCCAAUUAUGUUUUUCUUUUAACAUUGUCUCCUCAUUGCUGCUGAAAUAAACAGUGAUUCUUCUUUUA
Messenger RNA from Capsicum annuum, 1150 nucleotides. Its product is annotated as bidirectional sugar transporter SWEET1. Gene Ontology annotation, cellular component: membrane. The transcript is spliced from 6 exons. The record is from RefSeq and is a predicted model, not a curated record. Lineage: Eukaryota; Viridiplantae; Streptophyta; Magnoliopsida; Solanales; Solanaceae. Gene Ontology annotation, molecular function: sugar transmembrane transporter activity. The coding region runs from base 170 to 931 and encodes 253 amino acids. Gene Ontology annotation, biological process: carbohydrate transport.